Quercus robur (English oak) is the source of this 1611-nucleotide messenger RNA. RefSeq lists its product as uncharacterized. The coding region runs from base 1 to 1611 and encodes 536 amino acids. The record is from RefSeq and is a predicted model, not a curated record. Lineage: Eukaryota; Viridiplantae; Streptophyta; Magnoliopsida; Fagales; Fagaceae. The transcript has 3 exons. Gene Ontology annotation, molecular function: RNA-DNA hybrid ribonuclease activity; nucleic acid binding.
AUGCCUUUUGGAUUAAAGAAUGCCAGAGCUUCGUAUCAGAGGCUGGUGAACAAAAUAUUCAUUCAACAGAUUGGCAGGAACAUGGAAGUAUACGUGAAUGAUAUGCUCAUCAAGAGUAAGGAAGAGCUCACACAUCUGGACGACCUAAAAGAGACGUUUGCCACCCUUAAAAAAUACCAAAUGAGGUUGAAUUCUAGUAAGUGUGUUUUUGGUGUAGUUUCAAGGAAAUUCUUGGGAUUCAUGGUGUCCCAAAAAGGAAUAGAAGCAAAUCCGGAGAAAGUCCAAGCCAUAAUCAACAUAGCAUCGCCCAGAACCGUCAAGGAAGUCCAAAAGCUCACAGGAAGGAUUGCAGCUUUAAACAAGUUCGUCUCUAGAGCUACGGACAAGUGCGUACCCUUUUUCAAUACCUUGAAACAGGCUUUCGCCUGGACCGAAGAAUGUGAAGCAGCGUUCCAAGAACUCAAACGUUACCUAAGUAUUCCACCCCUCUUAAGCCCGUCCAAAGAAGGGGAAGACCUAUAUUUGUACCUGGCAGUGUCAGCUCCAGUAGUGAGUGCAGCCUUGAUUAGAGAAGAAGGCAAGAAACAGCUCCCAGUUUACUAUGUCAGCCAAGCUUUCCAAGGGGCUGAGUCCAGAACAGCCAUCAAGGCGCAAGCUUUGGCAGACUUCAUCGCAAAGUUCAUUUUUUCGAACGAGGAUAGCCUCACCGACGAAGUCGAGCAUUGGACGAUACAGACUGAUGGUUCGUCAGCCCAAAGGAGGGGGGGAGUAGGAGUCGUCAUAACCACCCUCAACGGAAAGAUACUCAAGUAUGGAGUUCAACUGAAAUUUCUGGCUACCAACAACAAAGCUGAAUACGAAGGGAUACUGACGGGAUUAAGGCUCGGAAAGGCGCUUGGAGCUAAGGACCUAUUAGUCCAAAAUAAUUCAAAGCUAGUGAUCGGGCAGAUCAGGGGGGAGUACGAAGCAAAGGAAGAGAGAAUGCAGAAAUACCUCAGGCUGACGAAACAUCUGACUCAGGAGUUCGAUACGGUGGAAUUCGUACAGAUCCCAAGAAGUCAGAAUAUGGCGGCAGAUGAAGUCUCGAAGCUAGCAUCGUCAGAAGAAGGGGAGAUUAGCAUGGACUUGGCGAUGGAAGUCAAGAAGCACCCCAGCAUUGAAGAAGUCCCAACAUUCAUAAUCCAGAGCGCAAACAGCUGGAUGACACCAAUAAUAUCUUUCCUCCAGGACGGGCACCUCCCUCAGAAUACAAAAGAAGCUAAAAAGAUCAGGAAGAGGGCGGCCAAAUUUACGAUCCUUAACGAUGCCUUAUAUAAGAGAGGCUUCUCCAUGCCUUACUUGAAGUGUGUCGUCAAAGAAGAAGCAAGAUACAUACUGGAAGAAAUCCAUGGAGGAGUUUGCGGCGACCACGCCGGCCUCAGAUCCCUGAUAAACAAGUGGGUUGAGGUAAAGGCUCUAACAACAAUCACCAAGACAAGAAUUCGCAGCUUUUUGUGGAAGAAUAUAAUCUGCAGGUUCGGGAUUCCCUUGACGGUUAUAUCAAAUAAUGGGAGGCAGUUCGAUAACCAAGGCUUCAGAGACUUCUGUUCAAACCUUGGAAUCAAGAACUAG